AAUUGGACAUCUGUAGUGCAUUUCUGAAUGAUCCAGGGUCAAGUGAUCUCCUUUGGGAUGUUUCGCUGUGUGUUGUUAUGACAGAUGCCUGUCUUUUUGCCUCUACAAAUUAUUCAGCAUAUACAGCACCUGUAUUAGCUGUCCCCUGGUAUUACAAGUCAAAAUGACUGGAGGUUAUGAAGUGGAGCAGUUUGUGGAAACCCCAGACGAUGAUUUGAUUUGUGUCAUCUGUAGAGCAGUUCUACGCUGUCCUGUACGACUCAAAUGCAACCACGUCUUCUGCAAGGAAUGCAUUUUACAGUGGAUGAAAAGACAGGUGAAAUGCCCAUGCUGUAGGCAGUCUAUCGACCAGAACCAAAUGCUGGUUUUGUUUAAGCUGAGUAAAUCCAUUGGCCGUUUAUCAAUCAAGUGUCGAAAUGCACAGCAGGGCUGCAGGGCCACUUUCCCACUUUCUAAUGAGUACCUCCACAUCUCCAACUGUCCGUAUGAGUGGCAGCACUGCCCCCAUGAGGGCUGUGGGCAGCAGGUGCUGAGGAAGGAUGCGCAGGCGCACGAUCAGAGCUGUAGCUACUGGCGACAGCUGUGUCCCAUGGGCUGCGGGACACUGCUCGUCCGUGAAAAUCAGGCCCAACAUAACUGCUACCGAGAACUGCAUCAGCGCUAUGUAGCCGAGCGGCGGAGGCAGAGGGCCAUCGCAGCCAACCUGCGCAGGAAGAUGCAGCGCAUGCAGAGCCGGAUGGCACAGAUAAGGAGGCAGAUAAACCUGAUGUGUGAGAGCCUGGAGGUUGGCGAUCUGGAAGCUGAAGAAGGGGAGGGAUCCAGCGUUUGGACAGAUUCUAAUGCUGCCAGUCUGAGCAGCAGCAGACACAGACACACCAACAGCAGCAGUUCAAGAGUCAGACAUAUAUAG
Labeo rohita (rohu) is the source of this 910-nucleotide messenger RNA. RefSeq names its product ring finger protein 151 (gene rnf151). Lineage: Eukaryota; Metazoa; Chordata; Actinopteri; Cypriniformes; Cyprinidae. The transcript is spliced from 4 exons. The coding region runs from base 164 to 910 and encodes 248 amino acids. The record is from RefSeq and is a predicted model, not a curated record. Gene Ontology annotation, molecular function: zinc ion binding.